AUUAUGACCUCAUUUUUAUUAAUGCGCAUUCGAAGACAACACGUUCAAGAUGGCGGAAGAGAAGCCAAAUCCUCUCACAACCCGAGAUUUUAGUAAAGUCAUUCUCACACUAGAAGCUGUUCUAAUUCCAGACGACAAACUCUCACCCACACCCUCACUCCAAGACGGUCUUGAUUCAGAUACUGAAAUGGACUUGCGUAUCCUAGGUUGUGAACUUAUUCAGUCAUCAGGAGUCCUUCUCAAACUUCCACAGGUUGCAAUGGCUACUGGUCAAGUUUUGUUCCAGAGGUUCUACUACUCAAAAUCUUUUGUCAAGCACAAUAUGGAGGUUCUUGCAAUGGCAUGUAUAAACCUGGCAGCUAAAAUAGAAGAAUCUCCCAGGAGAAUCAGAGAUGUGAUCAAUGUUUUUCACCAUGUCAAACAGAUGAGAAAGCAAAAAGUUAUUGUUCCUUUGAUAUUGGACCAAAAUUACAUCAAUCUGAAGAAUCAAGUUAUCAAAGCAGAACGGCGUGUAUUGAAAGAAUUAGGGUUCAGUGUCCAUGUCAAGCAUCCACACAAGGUGAUUGUGGUCUACCUCCAAGUGUUGGAGUGUGAAAAUAACCAAAAACUGGUGCAGUGUGCAUGGAACUACAUGAAUGACAGUUUUAGGACAAAUGUUUUUGUGCGAUUCCUUCCAGAAACUAUAGCCUGUGCCUGUAUAUACUUAGCUGCCAGACAAUUACAGAUUGCUCUGCCAGAUAGACCAUCAUGGUAUUCCAUAUUUAAUGUACGAGAAGAUGACAUUCAAGAAAUAUGUCUAACAAUACUACGUCUGUAUGCUCGUCAAAGACCAAAUGUUGAAGAACUUGGAGCCAAAGUUAUGGAAGCCAAGAGGAUACAGAUGGAAAACAAGAAGAAAUCAAAAGGAAUGGCAUCAGACUAUGGAACACCUAACUCAACAUCUAGAGCAAAUUCACCAAAGAAUGUGAGUCCAAACCCAACGUUACUAGGAAGCAUCAAACAGUUGAAGUUAAAGAAAGAAAAAGAUGAUAAUACAAGGAAACCUGAUGGAGGCCUUAUUAAAAAUGGCAGCAAAAGGAGAAGAAGUCAUUCAUUUUCACCAGAUAAGAGAUCAUCUGGUAGUAGCCUUAGUCCACCCAGGAGUCCUAUUUCUAAAAAGAAAAAGCAUAAAGACAUUGAUUCUCGUAGAAUUAAGAAGGAAAAUGCUGAUUAUUACAAAGGUUCAAAACUGUCUCACAAAAGAAAGAAACAAGUGUCGAGGUCGUUCAGUAGAUCAAUGAGUAGAUCACCAGACAGACUGUAUAAUAAAUCUAGUCAUAAUAAGAAAUAUUACAAAGACAAGUACGAUCAUAAAGAUCGUUAUAAUGACUAUAAAGACAGGAAUGAUUACAAGGACAAAGAUCGGUACGAAUAUUCACCUGAAUAUAGGUACGUCAAACGACAUCGGAAUGGUCACCGCAGCUCAUCUCCUGAACGAUACGAUAGAUACCGUCGAUAAUUAUCAUUUCUCAAAUCUGUGAUACUGGUGCAAAAUUGUAUAAAAUUGAAACUGUCUUUCUAAUGUGGAAUUUAAUUUUUUACUGUUUAUUUGUAAGAAUCAAUUGAAUCAUUGUGAAGAUUGAUAUUAAAGUGCUGUAGAUAUUUAUUUUAAUAUGUACAUUGACAAUUAUUUUAUGUUGAUAGGGAUCAAUACUUGUGUGCAAAAGAGCAUUGUGUGAUACUGAAAAGAUGUGAAUGUGUAAAAGAGUUGAGAAUGUCAGGUGAUAGUGCUGUAUUUGUUGUUUCAAAGUGUAUAAAUGUUCUGGUCUGAAUUGUGACAAAUGUUCAGCAUGAUGAAAUGAAUGAUAUGUAUCCCCAUGAACAACUUUUGUAUGAAAGUUGUUCAGAGUUAAACACAUUUAUAAGUACUUAAAAAGAAAAACAAAAAGAGAAUAAAAACUCUUAUUAGUUCUAGAAUCAGGAAAAAAUUUAAGAAAAAACAAAAAAAUAUUUACUUCAGAUUCAUUAGUUUUCUUCACCAAUUUCUAUUUCAAUCAAGUUAUGUGAAUAUCUUUAAUAACUGGUUCUGGCAUUUACCUCCAUAUGAUUAAUAUAGUUUGCAAAUAUGUGUUCUAACAUUCUUCAUGUACAAUUAUUUGGGUAUUAUUACUUCAAUCUCAGGGUAUCAUACCACAUUACUGUAAUUAUAAAGAUCUGAAUCAUGAUAAAAAUUAAAAAAUAAAUAUUGAAAUAAUA
Molecule: messenger RNA, 2235 nt
Organism: Mytilus trossulus (common blue mussel)
Lineage: Eukaryota; Metazoa; Mollusca; Bivalvia; Mytilida; Mytilidae
Product: cyclin-L1-like
Exons: 11
Coding region: 50-1498 (482 amino acids)
Biological process (GO): regulation of transcription by RNA polymerase II
Cellular component (GO): nucleus
Molecular function (GO): cyclin-dependent protein serine/threonine kinase regulator activity
Source: RefSeq, a predicted model, not a curated record